Molecule: messenger RNA, 1515 nt
Organism: Vombatus ursinus (common wombat)
Lineage: Eukaryota; Metazoa; Chordata; Mammalia; Diprotodontia; Vombatidae
Gene: CAPN11
Product: calpain 11
Biological process (GO): proteolysis
Cellular component (GO): cytoplasm
Molecular function (GO): calcium-dependent cysteine-type endopeptidase activity
Source: RefSeq, a predicted model, not a curated record
AUGAUGUCCUUCAGUGGGAUGGCAGCUCAUCUUGGGAGGGGCAAGCUUUGGUCUGAAGGUUUGGGGAGGUAUGACAAAGCUGGUCCGUAUCUAAACCAGGACUAUGAAGGGAUUAAGGCACAAUGCCUGCAGAAUGGGCAGCUGUUCAGAGACCCAUACUUCCCUGCCGGUCCAGAAGUUCUUGGCUAUAAGGAAUUGGGGCUCUCCUCAAUUCAAACUCAAGACAUGGAAUGGAAGAGGCCUCAGGACAUUGUAGAUAGCCCUCAAUUCACCUUGGAUGGAGCCACUAGGACUGAAGUUUGCCAGGGGUCUCUGGGGUACUGCUGGCUCCUUGCUGCCAUGGGUUCCCUCACCCUCCAGGAAAAACUGCUCUACCAGGUACAAAGCUUCCAGGAGGACUACGCAGGCAUUUUCCACUUUCAGAUCUGGCAGUUUGGGGAGUGGUUACAUGUGGUGGUGGUUGAUCUGCUGCCCACAAAAGAUAACUGUCUAGAGUUUGUGCAUUCGGCUGAGAUGAAUGAAUUCUGGACUGCCGUGCUGGAGAAGGCCUAUGCUAAGGUGAAUGAUUCAUAUGAAGCUCUCACUGGGGGCACCUCAACUGAAGGCUCUGAGGACUUUACAGGGGAUGUGGCUAAAACAUACAACCUCCAAACCCCCCCCAAAAACCUACUUACUCUCAUCCAGAGGGCCUUACAACAAGGGUCUCUAAUUGGCUGUAGUACUGAGGUAAGAGAUGCCACAAGGGGCCGGACAGAGGCUGUGACUUACAUGAAGCUGGUGAGGGGCCAUGCUUAUUCAGCGACUGAGCUUAAGGAGCCCAAUAUAUCCUUCUCAUAUUUCUUGCAACAGUUCUCAUACCUGGAAAUCUGUAACUUGACCCCUGAUGCCCUCAGCCAGGACAAUCUCAGCCCAUGGCACAGCACACUCCCUGAGGGCAGCUGGCACAAAGGCAGCAUGGCAGGAGGUUGCAGUAAUUAUCCUUCUGCGUUCUGGAUCAACCCCCAGUUUAAGGUUUAGCUGUUAGAGGUCAAUGAUGACUCAGAUGACGAUGACAUUGCCUGUAGCUAUCUGAAUGCCCUGAUGCAAAAGAACAGCUGUGCUCAGCAGAGUAGGGGUGAGGACAUUCACAACAUAGUCUUUAUUGUAUAUGAGGUUCCACAGGAGUUGCAGGGCAUCAGUAAUAUACACUUGAAGAAGGAUUUCUUCCUUAAGAAUCUGUGCAUAGCCCAGUCUGAAAACUUCACCAGCCUGAGGGAUGUUUGUGUCCAUGUUCAACUACCUCCUGGGGAAUAUAUCAUUGUGCCUUCUACCUUCCAACCCCACCAGGAGGCUGACUUUGUGAUUCGAGUCUUCACUAUGAAAUGUAGCAAACUUCAAUGAUUAGAUUAUAAUCUCACUGCAGCACUGCCUGAUCUGGAGAAAAUUAAUGAGGGUGAUGUGGAAGAAUCCCUUUAGGAAAUAUUUGAGCAACUAGGAGGAGAGACUGAUGGCAGUGGUUACCUGAACAUGGUGUAG